AUGCGAGACAUAUUAUAUAUCAUUCUGUAUAAUAAUCGCUAUACAAAGUCAUAUUUAUCUCUUGUCAAACUCAUAUCUGAUGAUUAUCAUGUGGAAGAGGUCUGUAAUGUUGAACCUAUUUUAACCUUCCUGUUUUACAAAGAAUAUGGAAUUAAAUUAGACAAGUCUUCUAAUUUUGAAAAAAUUAAAUCAGAAAAUCUCGAUAUUCAUACAGAAAAUACAAUUUACAGAGCAAUUAUGUACAAUGCUCUUGAAAGAUUCAUCCAAUUCACUAAAAUCGAUGGAUUUGAUCAAGAUCAAAAACUUCAAAGCAGUUUUUAUCCAUAUUAUAAUGGAGGAUAUUCAUUACUUGAAUUAUGUUGUUACCACGGAGCAGCUGAUUGUUUCAAGUUAUUAAGAUCUAAAUUUCAGUCAGAAAUAACUCAAAAAUGUCUGAGAUUUUCAUUUUUAGGCGGAAAUCAAGAAAUCAUGAGUGAAUGUUUGAAAUAUCAAAUACCAGAUUAUUGGUGCAUGCAAUAUGCAAUUAUUUCACACAACAUUGAUUUUGUUACAUUCUUGAUGAAUGAGUAUAAUAUGGAGAUUGAUUUAUCAAGUUGUGCAACAUAUAAGAAUUUUGAAUCAUUUUUUGCUUAUUUUGAUCAAACUAAUGAUAUUAACAAUUGCUUAGUUUAUUCUCCAACGUUUAAUAGUCCAUCUAUUUGCGAAUAUUUCUUAUCACAUGGUGCGAAUAUCAAUGGAAAAAAUAAAUUUGGAGAAACCGCUCUUUUUACAGCAGCAUGUGAAAACAGUAAAGAAAUUGUCAAACUUCUUAUUUCACAUGGUGCGAAUAUCAAUGAAAAAGAUAAUAAUGGACAAACCGCUCUUCAUAUAGCAGCAGAAAAUAAUAAUAAAGAAGUGACCGAACUUCUUAUUUUACAUGGUGCAAAUAUCAAUGAAAAAAAUAAUAACGGAAAAACCACUCUUCACAUUGCAACACUCUGUAAUAGUAAAGAAACAGCCGAACUUCUUAUUUCACAUGGUAUAAAUAUCAAUGAAAAAAAUAAUAACGGAAAAACCACUCUUCACAUUGCAACACUCUGUAAUAGUAAAGAAACAGCCGAACUUCUUAUUUCACAUGGUGUAAAUAUCAAUGAAAAAGAUGAAAACGGAGAAACCGCUCUUCAUUAUGCAGAAUUGGAAAACAGUAAAGAAAUAGCCGAACUUCUUAUUUCACAUGGUGCAAAAACAUAA
Molecule: messenger RNA, 1230 nt
Organism: Trichomonas vaginalis G3
Lineage: Eukaryota; Parabasalia; Trichomonadida; Trichomonadidae
Product: ankyrin repeat and SOCS box-containing protein 4 family
Exons: 1
Coding region: 1-1230 (409 amino acids)
Molecular function (GO): protein binding
Source: RefSeq, a predicted model, not a curated record